Aureobasidium vineae is the source of this 2988-nucleotide messenger RNA. Lineage: Eukaryota; Fungi; Ascomycota; Dothideomycetes; Dothideales; Saccotheciaceae. The record is from the annotation of a GenBank genome assembly.
AUGGCCUCGAUCCAGGCUAUCGAGCAGACAUCAGUGCAUCAAAUCCAGUCUGGCCAAGUCAUCGUAGAUCUCAAUUCCGUCGUCAAGGAACUCGUUGAGAACAGCCUGGAUGCUGGAUCCACGUCGAUAGAAGUCCGCUUUCGCAACCAUGGUCUCGACGCUAUCGAAGUGAUUGACAACGGCACUGGCAUUGCGCCAGAAGACUUUGAGUCUGUCGGUAUGUCUUAUCGUAAAAAGCUUGGGGCUGUUCAACAUCUGACAAAAAUGACCANNGCACUCAAGCAUCACACAUCCAAACUACGUAAUUACGAUGAUCUUGAGAAUCUGGAUACAUUUGGCUUUCGAGGUGAAGCACUCGCUUCCCUUUGCGCCUUGUCUCAGCUCUACAUCAUUACAGCUCGUGAGACCGAUCGACCCCGAGGCACACGCCUUGAGUUUGAGGUAUCUGGCAAACUCAAGGAUACAACUACCGUUGCUGCACAGCGAGGUACCAAGGUCGUAGUUGAAAAGAUCUUCCACAAUCUACCUGUUCGGAAGAAGGAGCUGGAAAAGAACAUAAAGCGUGAAUACGGCAAAGUCCUGACGCUUCUGCAAGCAUAUGCAUGUAUCAGCACUGGCGUCAGAUUCACUGUCAGCAACCAACCGCCAAAAGGGUAUACCACUACGUAUCCGGCAAGCAUUAUACCACGGCUGACCAUGUCACAGAGCCNNAAGAUUACAUCCUUCUCUACUAAUGGGAAUGUAGCUACUAAAGACAACAUCAUCAAGGUUUUUGGCUCCAAAAGCCUACGAGACCUGGUAGCACUCGAUCUCAAGUUCGAGAUGCAGCCUACCAUAUCCACACUCUCAACACACGACGAUAGCACUUCUCGCGGCGUCAAAGUCGAAGGACAUAUUUCCAAACCAGUGGUGGGAGAAGGCCGCUCAGCACCAGAUCGACAAAUGUUUUACGUCAACUCACGCCCCUGCGGUCUUCCUCAAGUCGCAAAGGCAUUCAAUGAGGUGUACAAGACCUUCAACAUUUCGCAGUCUCCAUUCGUUUUUGCAAACCUGAUCAUGGACACAAACUCUUACGAUGUCAACGUCUCGCCUGACAAGCGGACCAUCCUUCUGCAUGAUCAGGGAGUUUUGCUCGAAUCUCUCAAGGAGGCCCUCGUGGAGUUGUUCGAGUCUCAGGAACAGACUGUACCACAGACAAGGCCUGCUCUGACUCAGCCAAAGUUACCUGGGUACAAGCCACUCACCGUCGUUCGAAAGCCGGAGCCAGAACCUACCCCUGCACCUAACGCAGAAUCACUCACGCCCCAAGAAGAUCCAGAUGAAGCAGUCGAAGAACAUCAGGACGCAGUCAGUCAAAAAGGUCCUCCUGAACGCCUGAUCCACGAUUGGGUUGGCAGAGGUGCUCAGGAUCGGGAUGAUGUUCCAAGAGUACAAGCCAAACCACCAGUUCAGAAUGCAUUCGACCGCAUGCGCCCGCAACGCACUCCCCAACAAGUGGCCCAAAUCACGAUCGGAGACAAAACUACGCGAACUGUUAUCGGCAGUGGACAUCGCAGUCCUUAUACUCCGAAGAGGCACAAGAUCCACAUUCCAAGGAACUCGGUGGCAAAGAAACUAAGUCAGUUUGCCAUGCCUGGUACUCAGAUGGAGAGCGAAGAAGAGUGCUCUGAAGAGGAGAGCGAGCUUGGUGAGGACGAGAAUCAUGAAGAUGCUGAAGAGAGCGAUGAGGAGACACUGUUUGUACCACAUACGAAUGAUCGGCAAACUAUACGAGCAGAAAAGGGAACGCCUCAACUUACCUCUCAGACACUGGAAGAUCUACACACGAGUCCCAUUGAUAAAUUUCUACGCAGCACAGAAGAAGCCGACAAAGAGCCCCACAGAGCUCGCGAAGACGAACCUGAGUCUGAUCAAGAUUAUGUCGAUGAGGAGGCAAGGAGAGUGCAGGAGGAUGCCAAAAUCGCUCGCAUGAUUCAAGAAGCAGAAGGUGAGGCCGCUCGCUCAUCACACGACAAUAUCAACCGCGCUACCCAGGCUCUUCGAGCAUCGAAACACAAAACACUAAAUCUGAGCCAAGCGUACGACAUCUCGACAACCUCUAUUGCAGAACAGGCAACUCUCCUCUCGAUGGUCUCAGCAGUGCCACGAGAAGCCUGUCAGCCGAACAUACCCGUUGCUGAUGAUAUAGAGCAAGCGGACGCGGAAGCUCGUCUCUCACUGACAGUGUCCAAAUCCGACUUUGGUCAGAUGGACAUCAUCGGACAAUUCAAUCUUGGUUUCAUCCUUGCAGUACGACCUCCUAGCGAAACAGUCACCUCAUCCGAUUUGUUUAUCAUCGAUCAGCACGCUGCUGACGAGAAGUACAAUUUUGAGCGCUUCACCGACACCCUGACUCUAGAACCACAGCGCUUAGCACAGCCCAAACAAUUGGAGCUUACGGCUAUCGAAGAGGAGAUUGUCCUCGCGCAUAUCGAAGCACUCACUGCCAACGGUUUCAUCAUCGAGACGGACACUUCGGGCACAAGCGAUGUAGGAUUGCGUUGUAAACUCCUUACCUUGCCUACAAGUAAAGGCGUCACAUUCGACCUCAGCGACCUGGAAGAGCUCCUCCAUUUGCUUUCUGAUCACUCUGGUGGCUUCAUCCCGCGUCCGGCCAAGGUGAGGAAGAUGCUGGCGAUGCGAGCUUGUCGGGCAAGUAUCAUGGUUGGCAAGCCCUUGAAAGAGAACCAAAUGCUCAAAGUUGUGAGGAACUUGGGUGAAAUGGACAAGCCUUGGAACUGUCCGCAUGGCAGGCCAACCAUGAGGCACCUGGCUGAUCUGAGCACUUGGGGUUUCGAUCAUUCAGAGGUUCAAGAGACCAACUGGAGAGGAUGGGUGGAGCAAGUUAAGAAGGCGAAGAUGGAAGAAUCAAUAAGCGAUGAGGUGGAAGAAGAUGGAGAAGAGGAUAAGGACGAGGAGAUGGGAAAUGAAGAAGAGGACGAGGAGUGA